Messenger RNA from Penaeus vannamei (Pacific white shrimp), 960 nucleotides. NCBI's taxonomy places the organism in Eukaryota, Metazoa, Arthropoda, Malacostraca, Decapoda, Penaeidae. The record is from RefSeq and is a predicted model, not a curated record.
AUGGGGAGAUUCGCCCUUCUCUUCUUCCUGGGGCUGCUUGUGUCUUCGCGGGCAGGGACCUAUGGCCCCACGCGACGCCAGGAAACCAUAGCUGAAGUGCUGAGCGGGCGAGGUUUCAGCACCCUCCUCCAGCUGGUAGAGCGAGCUGGGCUGGCUGAGACCGCUGCUGAGGGAGGUCCCUUCACCAUCUUGGCCCCGACUGAGGAGGCCUUCGCUGCCCUCGACCCGACCUUGAGGAACUUUCUCCUGUCGGACGUCGAGGCGCUGACGACCACCCUCCUGUACCAUGUCGUCCUCGGCAGCGUCGUCGGGUCCGAUCUCGAGGACGACCUUGAGUUGUGGUCCGCGGCGGGGUCGGUUCUCAAGGUCAACGUCGAUGGUUCGAGUCCCAGGCGUAUUCAAGUACUUGUAUAUUCCUAUUUUUCAUCUUUCAUCUUCAGCCUCACUUCUUCAUAUCUCGUUAAAGUGAUUCUUGAUGUAGAAAUUUGUAUAAUGGAAGCAAGACUUAACAAGGAUUCAAUACCGUUCUCCCACAAAAAUUUCCCGAAGGAGGUGUCGAUCAACGGCGUGCGGGUGCAGAGGACGGACCUCCUGGCGAGCAACGGCGUGGUCCACGUCCUUGAGAAGGUCCUCCUGCCGCCGAAGCUGUCCAUCGUCGAAGCCCUCGCCGGAGACGGACGCUUCUCGACGCUCGUGGCCGCCAUCAGCCUCGCCGACUUGUUCGAAACGCUCGACUCAGAUGGCCCCUUCACGGUCUUCGCUCCUACUGACGACGCCCUCGCCUCACUCCCCCAAGGAACGGUGGACAGCUUCCUGCAGGACAUCCCAGCCAUCCGUCAGGGCCUCCUCCGCCUCGUCCUCCCUUCGAGGUCGUACUCGAGAGCGCUCCUUGGGAAGACCUUCAGGGCUCUUAGUGGAGACGAGGUGAACCACCGCCACGGACGCUUAUAUAACUUCUGA